AUUCAUCGAUUUCCGGUGGUUAGCAAAUUAUUGCGCAAUGGACGACUUAUCGAAUUUAGAACACAAAUCAACCGAGAAAAAACGGAAUUACUGCUGUAUUUGCAGUAAUUUUCGGGGAAAAUUAGUAGAUGGGAAACAAGUGAGGUUGCAUAGAUUUCCAGCCGACGAAAAAGUGAGAAAACUAUGGAUCAAAAGACUGAAAACUGUCAGCACUGGCUUCGUUUUGAAGAUCAAGAACGAUCGGCUGUGUUCAGCACAUUUUGUCGAUGGGGUCUACAACAGCAAGAACCAAAUUCCCAGUAUCUUCAUGGUGAACAACAAGCAGAAGAUCUUUAAAACAUCGGAGGUUGAGGAAGAAAGUUACACAACAGAGGCAUCUGCAAUCUUGCAAGAAAACCAAGAUAGCCGGGAUAGUGAUUGCUAUGAAAACACUUCUCUGAACUCCUGUUUUGUGUCAGAGCAUGUGUCAGUUCAAAUGCAUGACUAUAUAACUAGUUCUGUGAAGGAAACAUGUACUGUGACACAGACUCUACCAAAGCUUAUACAAACUGAUUGGAUCAUGUGUGACAUGGCUACACAGACAGAUCUCACCUUAUCAUUGUUCCAAAAACUGACAUGUGACACAUCUUCACAGACUGAUAUGAAUAACUGUAGUGUUGAAAAAGACAUUGGGAUUCAGUGCAACAAACCGGAAUUGGUUGCUGAAGACAUUGUAAGUGAUGACAUGUGUAUGUUUUACACCGGCUUGCCCAACAAGGAUGUUUUCAAUGCAAUAUUUAGCGAACUGGACGAUGCAGAGGAAAGAACCAACCGAUCAGGAAAUGGGGAGAACAAGGGACGGCCUAGAACGCUUCGACUGGUGGAUGAAUUUUUGCUAGUUCUGAUGCGCUUAAGACUUGGUUUGCUUUUAGAAGACUUGGCGUAUAGAUUUCGCAUUUCAAAAGCAACCUGCAGUAACAUUAAUAAGCAGUGGAUCAUGUAUCUAAGUGUGAAAUUGGCAUCAAUGAUACCAUGGAUAUAUAGAAGAUUUAUAAGAGAGAAUAUGCCAGCUAAAUUUAAGAAGAAGUACCCAAACUGUAGAGUUAUAAUAGACUGUACAGAAUUUUACACGCAAAAUCCACAAUCAUUGGCUGCCAAAACGUUACUGUACUCACAUUACAAAUCACACAUGACAUUGAAGGCCUUAAUAGGAAUUAGUCCCACUGGUGUGAUAACAUUUGUAUCAGAUUUGUGGAGUGGUGGUAUAAGUGACAAACAAAUCACUAUUAAAAGUGGUCUGCUGGAACUCCGUGAGGCUGGAGAUGCAGUUAUGGCGGACAAAGGAUUCUUAAUAUCGGACUUGACAACCCCAAGGGGGCUACACCUAAUAAUUCCACCCAUGAAAUUUCAGCGCUUUAAUCGCCGACAGGUGGAAGAAACAAGAAGAAUCGCAAAUCUUCGCAUAGAUGUGGAACGUGCCAUGGAACGAUUAAAGAAUUUCCGCAUACUUCAAGGGGUUAUGCCGAUUACUAUGUCUAGACAAGCAUCGCAUAUACUCAAGAUAUGUGCUGCCUUGUCAAAUGUUCACCCUCCCUUGAUACAGGAUCACUAAAUGAGAAAUUCUGUAACGGCAUGUGUAAAAUUCUGCAUUCAAUGACUUAAAUGCUUUGACAAGAAUUAAAUUCUGAAUUGUGUGAAAACUUUAAGGAGCAUAUCAACAAUGUAACAGCAAGUAUUCAAAAACGAACACAAAGUCAUUUUAAUAAAAAUCAAGGAACAACACUUAAGUAAUUAAAUCUUAUCGAGUUCUUUUUAAAUGUAUUACUUUCAGAAAAUAAAAUACAGUUUCUAGCUGUUGAUAUCCCCUUAAGACAAUAAAACAAUGAUUAUUCAAAAUAAUUGGUUGUAAAACCAUAAGUUUUAUCAAAUUAAAAAAAAUGAAUUAACCCUUUACCACUUUAAUAGAUACAUAUUUUGAUGCAUUUGUAUUCCCUUAGAAAGCUACAUUUAAUUAAAGACCUUUCUUACUAGAUUCAAGUCUUCAUUUCAAACCCUUAGAUACUGAUGAGCAGCAAACAGCAUAAAACCUGAAUAGACUGCGAGUUACUCGCAGGCUGUUCUGGUAUUUUGCUGUUUGCACAUAGUGAUUUUAUCUUCGCUUCUGAGUGGGAAAGGGUUAAAGAAGUAUUCUUAUCAUGCUUGUGAUAUUUUGCA
Dreissena polymorpha is the source of this 2193-nucleotide messenger RNA. RefSeq lists its product as uncharacterized. The transcript is spliced from 2 exons. NCBI's taxonomy places the organism in Eukaryota, Metazoa, Mollusca, Bivalvia, Myida, Dreissenidae. The coding region runs from base 38 to 1591 and encodes 517 amino acids. The record is from RefSeq and is a predicted model, not a curated record.